UAUUAUUACCAACUGCGCACCGAAGACGUGUUUCCGUUUACUUGUGCCGAAAAACAAAACAAACAAGAUGGCGUACCAAACUUUUCAGCAGGAGUAUUUUCAAAUACCCGUGGUCACUAGAAUAUAUACAACAGCAUGUUUUUUUACGACGUCAGCUGUGCAAUUGGAUUUGGUGACACCAUUUCAGCUUUACUUCAAUCCAGAAUUGAUAUUUAGACAAUACCAAGUAUGGCGUCUUGUAACGAAUUUCUUAUUUUUUGGAACAUUUGGUUUUAAUUUUUUAUUUAAUAUGAUUUUUACGUAUCGAUAUUGUAGAAUGCUGGAGGAAGGAUCAUUUCGAGGAAGAACUCUGGAUUUUGUGUUAAUGUUUUUGUUUGGUGGUUUCUUAAUGACAAUUAUAGCUAUUUUCGUCAAUCUAGUGUUUUUAGGUCAGGCUUUUACGAUUAUGUUAGUUUACAUCUGGAGUCGUAGAAAUCCUUACGUGCGGAUGAAUUUCUUUGGUUUGAUGAACUUUCAAGCUCCGUAUCUACCUUGGGUGCUUCUUGGUUUUUCACUGCUUCUUGGAAAUUCAGUUGUUGUAGAUUUAAUGGGCAUCGCCGUUGGUCACGUGUACUACUUUUUAGAAGACGUGUUUCCACAGCAACCAGGUGGAUUUCGAUUGUUGGCUGUACCAGAAUCUAUUAAGCGUAUAUUUGAAAGACCAGAUGUAGACUAUCAACCCAUGCCAGAAGCUGAGCGACCAGGCGGAUUUAAUUUUGGUGGUGAGCCUGCAGCCGGUCAGGCUGACGACGAAAAUGAAGACAGAUAAAGUAUAGACAGACUAAUCAACCCGUAAAUUUUGAUGUUUUAAGGUGUUUUCUAAUAUUGUCGCUGUAAAAUAAUAAUAAUAAUUAUUUAAAAGAUUUAUAUACUUAUGAA
Messenger RNA from Hydractinia symbiolongicarpus, 918 nucleotides. RefSeq names its product derlin-2-like. The record is from RefSeq and is a predicted model, not a curated record. Gene Ontology annotation, molecular function: ubiquitin-specific protease binding; misfolded protein binding. NCBI's taxonomy places the organism in Eukaryota, Metazoa, Cnidaria, Hydrozoa, Anthoathecata, Hydractiniidae. Gene Ontology annotation, cellular component: endoplasmic reticulum membrane; Hrd1p ubiquitin ligase ERAD-L complex. Gene Ontology annotation, biological process: endoplasmic reticulum unfolded protein response. The transcript is spliced from 7 exons. Bases 68 to 808 code for a protein of 246 amino acids.